Lotus japonicus is the source of this 2092-nucleotide messenger RNA. Its product is annotated as pentatricopeptide repeat-containing protein At1g80270, mitochondrial-like. NCBI's taxonomy places the organism in Eukaryota, Viridiplantae, Streptophyta, Magnoliopsida, Fabales, Fabaceae. Gene Ontology annotation, cellular component: mitochondrion. Gene Ontology annotation, molecular function: protein binding. The transcript is spliced from 3 exons. The coding region runs from base 118 to 1947 and encodes 609 amino acids. The record is from RefSeq and is a predicted model, not a curated record.
UUAAUAUGCUUAAACGUGGAUAGGGAGGGCCGUGAGGGUUUACUCAUACUUAUUAGGGUUUAAGCGUGGUGUUGGUUCAUUUCCAUCAACCCUCGUUUACGCUUCCCUGCUCUCACCAUGUGGGCUCUUCGUCGAGCUUCGCUUCGUCUCAGGAGUCCAAUACUUAAUGUAGGUGCUUAUCGGGCUUCUUGUGCUAAAUUAACGUCGCCAACCACUUAUGUGGAAGAUGAGGCUGGUAUCCUUGAGUCUCAUCCAAUAAGAUAUGGUAGAUUUCUUUCAACGAGCAGAUUUUACCACGGUGGUCGUGCCUCCCUGAACUUUACUGUAAGCAGGCGUGAACUUUCGUCACAAGCUGAUGCUAGUAGCACCAAAGAGGAUGAUGAUAUAGAAGAUGGAUUGUGUGAGCAGGAGGCACAUGGGGAUACUAAUGAAAAUGAAUCUGAAGUAGACUUGUCUGAUGAUGAUGAUGGUAGUGGGGAACCACACAACGAGCUGUCAGAAACUGAGAUUGAUCCCACUGUGAAAAAGCAACACAGAAAGACUGAAUCACAACUUUUCAAGGCGAUAAUAAGUAGUCCAGGUGUGUCUGUUCAGUCAGCUCUGGAAAAGUGGGUUGAAAAAGGGAAGGAACUAAACAGGCCAGAGAUCUCAUUGGCCUUUGUUAAUCUUCGGAAGCGUAAAAUGUAUGGGAGGGCUUUGCAGCUCUUACAGUGGCUAGAGAAAAACAAGAAGCUUGAAUUUGCUGAGAAAGAUUAUGCUUCUGUACUUGAUUUAAUUGCCAAAGUAAGUGGCCUCUUUAGGGCAGAAAAUUACAUCAAGAAGGUUCCAGAAUCUUUUAGAGGCGAGUUGUUAUACAGAACAUUACUGGCUAACUAUGCUAGUCAGAACAAUUUGAAGAAAACUGAGGAAACAUUCAACAAAAUGAGGGACUUGGAUCUCCCUAUCACAGCAUUUGCUUGUAACCAGUUGCUUCUUAUUUACAAAAAGGUUGACAAGAAGAAAAUAUCUGAUGUGUUACUGUUGAUGGAAAAAGAGAAUGUGAAACCUUCUCAUUUCACUUAUAAAAUCUUAAUAGACACAAAGGGUCAGAGUAAUGAUAUUGCUGGAAUGGAACAAAUUGUUGAGACAAUGAAGGCCGAAGGCAUUGAACCAAACCAUCAAGUACAAGCAGCACUGGCUAGGUAUUACACCUCAGCUGGGCUUAAAGAAAAAGCGGAAGCUAUACUCCAGGAGAUUGAAGGAGAAAACUUGAGAGACAAUCUAUGGGUAUGCCCGACUUUGCUCCGCCUUUAUGCAAACUUGGGAAAGGCUGAUGAAGUGGAGAGAAUCUGGAAGGUCGUCGAGUCGAAGCCUGGAAUUGACGUCUGCCUUGCUGCAGUUGAAGCUUGGGGAAGGUUGCAGAAAAUUGAAGAAGCAGAAGCUAUUUUUGAGAUGAUGGCAAAUAAAUGGAAACUCUCCUCAAAGAACUACUCGGUGCUCUUGAAGGUGUAUGCAAAUCAUAAGAUGCUAAAGAAGGGUAAGGAUCUUAUUCAGCGAAUGGGAGAAAAUGGGUGCAAGAUAGGCCCAUUGACCUGGGAUUCGCUUGUGAAACUUUAUACCCAAGCAGGGGAAGUUGAGAAGGCAGAUGCUGUUCUGCAGAAAGUAAUGGAGCAGAGUCGAAUGACGCCGAUGUUCAAUACUUAUAUGGCGGUCAUGGAGCAGUAUGCAAAGAGGGGUGAUGUCCAUAAUUCAGAAAAGAUUUUCCACAGAAUGAGACAAGCUGGUUAUACUUCUCGAAUUACUCCGUUUCAAGUUCUGGUACAGGCCUAUAUAAAAGCCAAGGUUCCAGCAUAUGGGAUCAGGGACAGAAUGAAAGCUGAUAACGUGUUUCCCAACAAUACUUUGGCUAAACAGUUGGCUCAAGUUGAUGCAUUUAAGAAAACUGCAGUUUCCGAUUUGCUUGAUUGAGGAAGUUAGCAUGUUUUUACUCUUCAAGUGCAAUUAUCUCAGUCAGUUCAUUAGUAACAUUGAACACUCCAAAUUCGUCUGUUUUGUCUUGUAUUCCAAAUUCGUUUGUUUUCUCUUUGUUACUGCAUAAGUAUUGGUUUUAUGA